Molecule: messenger RNA, 783 nt
Organism: Debaryomyces fabryi
Lineage: Eukaryota; Fungi; Ascomycota; Pichiomycetes; Serinales; Debaryomycetaceae
Product: acetate uptake transporter family protein
Exons: 1
Coding region: 1-783 (260 amino acids)
Cellular component (GO): plasma membrane
Molecular function (GO): acetate transmembrane transporter activity
Source: RefSeq, a predicted model, not a curated record
AUGUCAACUGAUUCCAUAGAUUUGAAGGCAAGAGUUUCUCACGAAAGCUAUCCUCAGAGUAAGAUUGCCAUUUGCGGCGAUGGAGAGGAGUUUAUUCGUCUUGGGAACAAAAAGUUUUAUAGGCAUGAAUUAAUGACAGCUUUUGGAGGAACAUUAAACCCAGACCGAUACGCACAAUAUCCAGUUCAUCAGUUUGGAAAUGCUGCAGCCUUGGGGUUAGCCGGAUAUUCUCUUACAACUUUUGUUCUUGGGCUAUAUUACACAGGUGUCUUGGGUAUAGUUGUACCUAAUGUUGUAAUUGGACUAGCCAUGUUCUAUGGGGGUACAAUAAUGUUUCUUUCUGGAACUUGGGAGCUUGUGAUUGGUAACGCAUUUGCUGGAACAGUAUUGACCAGUUAUGGAUGUUUUUGGUUUUCAUUUGGAAGUAUAUACAUUGAAGCAUUCGGGAUUUCUGCAGCAUAUGCUGACGAACCUGAGCAGCUUCAAAAUGCAAUUGGAUUUUAUCUAAUUGGCUGGCUCAUUUUCACCUUUUUGAUGACUUUGUUAACCGUAAAAUCGACAGUGCUAUUCUUCAGCUUAUUUGUCUCAUUGAACGUUCUUUUUUCAGUUCUAGCAGCAGCAAACUUUACUGGAAGUGCUAGUGCUUCAAAGGCUGGCGGAAUCGUUGCAAUUGUUGCUUCAAUUUUAGGAUGGUUCAAUACUUUUGCUGGUGUUGCAACUAAACAAAAUUCGUAUUUCACUGCAAAUCCUAUCCCAAUUCCAAUAUUUGGAAAAACAGAAUAG